UUGGGUACAAUCGUUGUUUCGAUUAAUUUAAAAGUUGUACAAUUUUUCUUUUUGCUUGACAUAUUUGUUUAAAGUUUGAAUAAUGUUAAAAACUCUAUUGGAACUCUCACCGCGUACGUUUAUGCGCCAUUUUCUUCAAAUUCAUGUACAUUUACCGUAAAGAAUGUUCGUGGUUCACUAAAGUGCUUCGUCGUUCUAUCGACCUAUCGUUAUCAGUGAUUUUUAAAAUAUCCUUGCAAAAAGAUGCCGAAGUCGAAAAGAGAUAAGAAAAUAUCCCUUACGAAAACAAAUAAGAAAGGCCUUGCUUUGAAGCAACAAAUUGUGGAGGAUGUUAGAAAUUGCGUUGAGAAAUAUGACAGGAUAUUUCUUCUAUCCGUACAUAAUAUGCGCAAUAACAAACUUAAAGAUCUACGAUCGGAAUGGAAAGACAGUCGGUUUUUUUUUGGUAAAAACAAGGUGAUAGCGCUAGCUUUCGGUAAAUUACCGGAAACCGAAGCUGCAGAAGGUCUUCAUAAAUUAUCAUUAGCAUUAAGAGGACAAUGCGGUCUGCUAUUUACAAACAGGAGUAAGAAGGAGGUAUUGAAAUGGAUGGAAGAAUAUGAAGAAAUAGAUUAUGCUAGAUCUGGAUUUGUUGCUCAAGAAACUAUAGUAUUACAUGAAGGGCCAAUGCCAGAGUUUUCACAUAGUAUAGAACCUCAUUUAAGACAAUUAGGAAUGCCCACAGCUUUACAGAAGGGUGUGGUAACAUUAAUCAAAGACUACAUUGUAUGUAAAGAGGGUCAAACGUUAAAUCCAGAACAAGCGAGGAUUUUGAAAUUACUUGAUAAACCAUUGGCUACCUUUAGAUUGAUACCAUUAGGUGUAUUUUCCAAGAAACAUGGAUAUAAACAACUUAUAUCUCAACAUGAUGUUAAAGAAAAUAUGGCAGAACAAAUGGACAUAGAGGAAACAGAAAAUAUUGAUAAUACAUGAGAUAGAUACAAUAGACAAAUUUAUAUAUGUAGAUGCUUUCUUCUACCUCCCUUCCUUCCACACAUUUACUCAUUUGCAUGCACACAUACACAUACACACAACGAUAUAGAAUUUAACUUUUCAACUUACACAUUUUGUUAAAAGAAAAAAAAAAGAA
Bombus terrestris (buff-tailed bumblebee) is the source of this 1129-nucleotide messenger RNA. It is a transcript of the gene RpLP0-like, whose product is annotated as mRNA turnover protein 4 homolog. NCBI's taxonomy places the organism in Eukaryota, Metazoa, Arthropoda, Insecta, Hymenoptera, Apidae. Gene Ontology annotation, biological process: rRNA processing; ribosomal large subunit biogenesis; nuclear-transcribed mRNA catabolic process. Gene Ontology annotation, molecular function: RNA binding. Gene Ontology annotation, cellular component: nucleolus; preribosome, large subunit precursor. The coding region runs from base 244 to 972 and encodes 242 amino acids. The transcript is spliced from 4 exons. The record is from RefSeq and is a predicted model, not a curated record.